AUGAAGCUAUCCGCUGUCACACUCUUGGCUCUGACCACUGGCACUCUAGCUGCCCCGGUUCUUGAAGAGCGCGGUGGGCACGUCGAAUACCAGUACUACGAAAGGAAGAAUGGCGGUGAAUGGACUCUGAUCCCUUACAAUCCCGGCUGCAAAUGCCCUGAGCCAGUCUGCCCUGGGCCAAAGCCUGUGGUUGACUAUCAUCCGCCCAAGCCUUAUCAUCCCAAGCCUCAGCCCAAGCCGUACUAUGAGCCAAAGCCUAUUUAUCACAAGCCAAAGCCUGUAUACCACGAGCCAAAGCCUCACUACUACAAGCCUGAGCCAAAGCCUUAUCAUCCCAAGCCUUACUAUCCCAAGCCGGAGCACAAGCCUUACCAUCCUAAGCCGGAGCACAAGCCACCUCACUAUCCCAAGCCCGAUCACAAGCCUGAUCACAAGCCUGAUCACAAGCCUGACCAUAAGCCUUACCCCAGGCCCGACCACAAGCCCGACCACAAGCCUGAUCACAAGCCUGAUCACAAGCCUGAUCACAAGCCUGAUCACAAGCCUUACCCCAUGCCAGAGCACAAGCCCGAUCGUCAGCCCGACCACAAGCCCGAUCGCAGGCCCGACAACCAUUAUCCCGCCCCUGAUGGCAAGCGAGACUAG
Molecule: messenger RNA, 645 nt
Organism: Fusarium coffeatum
Lineage: Eukaryota; Fungi; Ascomycota; Sordariomycetes; Hypocreales; Nectriaceae
Exons: 1
Coding region: 1-645 (214 amino acids)
Source: RefSeq, a predicted model, not a curated record